Messenger RNA from Haliotis rubra (blacklip abalone), 3869 nucleotides. RefSeq lists its product as uncharacterized. Gene Ontology annotation, biological process: positive regulation of DNA-templated transcription. Gene Ontology annotation, cellular component: nucleoplasm; chromatin. Gene Ontology annotation, molecular function: ubiquitin-protein transferase activity. The transcript has 3 exons. The coding region runs from base 831 to 3344 and encodes 837 amino acids. NCBI's taxonomy places the organism in Eukaryota, Metazoa, Mollusca, Gastropoda, Lepetellida, Haliotidae. The record is from RefSeq and is a predicted model, not a curated record.
GGUAAGUCCAUACCGAAAGGUAUCAGAAUCUGCAAAGUUGUGUUUUACGUUGCAUGUGACCUAAAUAAGUGUCUCGACAGAAUGAAAGAGAGCAUAUUUUUGUGGUGAGUUUGAAUUUUAUUUUGAAGAACACAUAAUAUUAUGCUUGCGCAUCUAAAACGGGAUAUGGUACCCAUUAGUGUUGUACCAUUCUCUCCCUACCUCCUUCUCUCUCCUUGCGUUUAACUACAACUUUAAACACGAUAGGCCUGUUCUGCUGAAAAAUCACCUGUGGCCUGAUUUGAAUCCAUUGUUAGACGAAUUUGACUCAUCGAUUUGUUGGAAUUAUAUUAUAAAAGGUUGUAUAUAUUGGUACAUUCUCUCUCAUUUGAAAAAACCCAAUUAUGAUAAAAACGUCCAAUUCAGUAACUACAUGUAUAUGUAUACAUACGACACACGGACUUCACUCACCCAUGCACAAUAUAUUAGCGCACAGAAAAUGUGUAUCAGCGAGCGUGUUUAUGUUUUGAUAUAUACAGUUGUAUGAUGAAUCCCUUUUCUUUAUUCUCAGCCGAGUCUUCUUUGUGGCUUUACGGAUAGGAGCGAGGUUUGCCGAUUGUGUUUCAUCAGGCAUUAAGACUGGUACCAUGUCUUUCGCUUGCGGCUGAAGUGCGGCGAGGAGCGCAAGUGCUCUCGGAAAGGCAAACUAGUCUAAGAGGCACUGAGUGCGAAUUGACAUGUUGCAACACUUCGUGUGAAAGUUGCGAGACGAACAAGACUCCAAAAGAGGUUCCAGGAGUGGUUUCCCUUAGAGCUACCCUUGAAGAUUCUGUUGGAAAACAGACUCUACAAUGGCUACAGCAUCCAGUUUCCAAGAUGACUUCCUCACUUGCAGCAUCUGUUAUGAUGUGUAUACCAUUCCAAAGUCCCUGCCAUGUCUUCACACAUUCUGCCUCAAAUGUUUAUCAUCAUACAUUGUCGCUGAAGAUGAAAACUUUGGAGUGAAACGUAAAAAGGGUUUUCCGUGCCCACUCUGCAGAGAACUGAUCGAAGCUCCUUGUUCAUCUAAGCCUCUUGAAGAAUGGGCCUCUGAUUUCAAGACAAACUUCUACAUUGAAAAUUUGAUGAAUGCUUUGAAGGUCAAGGAGUCAGAGAGCCAGCAGUUAACAAUAGUCAACAUCUUGAGCAAUGUUAGUUCCAAGCAGUCUCCUGAUGCUCCCGCAUCCAUGGAUCUGUCGUGUCAAGCUACAAACUCAAAUAGGUCUGGAAACCUCAGCAGCAUACCCUCAAUAACUAGUGAUGAGCGUAGACGUUUUGAGACUGGUAUGACAAAGAAUUCUUCAGUGCCUACUUUAAACCCUCUAACCCCGGAAACUGUCAACAUUUCUCAUCUAGCUUGUAUGCCAUAUCAACGACGGUUUCACCUUCUCAAAGAUCUUUCAGGGGAAAUGCAAGAUGACAAUACCAAAGUACAGUUGAGUGCAAUAUGUGUUGUUGGAGGAGUCAUUGCGGUUUUGGACUUUGGAAAUCAAAGCCUUAAAACCUUUUCCAACUUGAAUGAACAUGAUGUCAAAAUGCAGUCUCUUCAUCUUGCAGGUAAGCCCAAAUCUGUCACCAAUGUGUUAGACAGCUUUGUUGCAGUGACGGUUCCAUGUCUGAAAUCUAUUUACAUUAUCUCAAUUCAGUCAGAGCUGGAAGUUGUCUCGGUCUUGCGCACUGAACGAUGCUAUAAGAGCAUACAUGAUUCCGGAUCAGGAACCUUUAUAGCUGUCACAUGUCAGAUUCGUCAAAAUGAAAAUGACAUUCUAGGCCCAAUAGACAUUAUCAAUCAUGAAGGAAAGAGGCUGUCUUCCUUACGCAUCUGCAGGGAACUGAUUCGGCAUGACUUCACCAACAUAAGCGUGUCUCCCUCUGGUUUGAUCCAUCUUAUUGAUUCUACAGCCCAUUCAUUGGUCUGUUUGACUCAAUAUGGCCACGAAUUGUUCCGGUAUGCACCUGAAAACGAAGAAGAAAACUUUCUUUCCCAAAAUGGAUUAUGUUGUCGUACUGGUGAUAUAUAUGUUACACAUUUUGAAGCCAACAGUGUGUUUGUAAUAAAGUGUGAUGGUGGACUUCCUAUUCUUCAGAAGAAGAUUGUGUCCAUCUCUGAUGGUGUGAAGCAGCCCAUGGACGUCCAUGUAGAACCUGAUGGGACUGUGUUUGUUGCAUGUUGGGAUGGUUUUGUUCGUGUGUAUUCUUCUGGAGCACAACCUUCAAUAUUGAAGAAACAUAUGGAAACUGCUGUCACUCCUACAUCAAUGGAUCUGCCGUCUCAAGCUACAAAUUCGAAUAGGUCAAGAAACAUCACCACAUCCUCAGUAACUAGUGAUGAGCGUAGACGUUUUGAGACUGGUAUGACAAAGAAUUCUUCAGUGCCUACUUUAUACCCUCUAACCCCGGAGACUGUCAACAUUUCUCAUCUAGCUUGUAUGCCAUAUCAAAGACGGUUUCAUCUUCUCAAAGAUCUUUCAGGGGAAAUGCAAGAUGACAAUACCAAAGUACAGUUGAGUGCAAUAUGUGUUGUUGGAGGAGUCGUUGCGGUUUUGGACUUUGGAAAUCAAAGCCUUAAAACCUUUUCCAACUGGAAUGAACAUGAUGUCAAAAUGCAGUCUCUUCAUCUUGCAGGUAAGCCCAAAUCUGUCACCAAUGUGUUAGACAGCUUUGUUGCAGUGACGGUUCCAUGUCUGAAAUCUAUUUACAUUAUCUCAAUUCAGUCAGAGCUGGAAGUUGUCUCGGUCUUGCGCACUGAACGAUGCUAUAAGAGCAUACAUGAUUCCGGAUCAGGAACCUUUAUAGCUGUCACAUGUCAGAUUCAUCAAAAUGAAACUCUCAAUGGUGACAUUCUAGGCCCAAUAGACAUUAUCAAUCAUGAAGGAAAAAGCCUGUCUUCCUUACGCAUCUGCAGGGAACUGAUUCAGCAUGACUUCACCAACAUAAGCAUGUCACCCUCUGGUUUGAUCCAUCUUGUUGAUUCUACAGCCCAUGCAUUGGUCUGUUUGACUCAAUAUGGCCACGAAUUGUUCCGGUAUGCACCUGAAAACGAAGAAGAAAACUUUCUUUCCCAAAAUGGAUUAUGUUGUCGUACUGGUGAUAUAUAUGUUACACAUUUUGAAGCCAACAGUGUGUUUGUAAUAAAGUGUGAUGGCGGACUUCCUGUUGUUCAGGAGAAGAUUGUGUCCAUCUCUGAUGGUGUGAAGCAGCCCAUGGACGUCCAUGUAGAACCUGACGGGACUGUGUUUGUUGCAUGUUGGGAUGGUUUUGUUCGUGUGUAUACUGCUGGAGCACAACCUGCAAUAGUGAAGAAACAUAUGGAAACUGCGGUCUGAAAAUGUUGGAAUUAUGUAAAGAGAAUUGCCAUGCUUAAGAAGAGGCUCGGUUUUACAGUAUGUUUAAGCAUUGCCCUCUUGAUCUAGCCAAGAUUUGUAAUAGCCCAGUGAUGAUGUGAAUCCAAAUUUCCAGUGCGUAUCAGGCAACUUUGGUGUUUUGUCCCCAGGAAUCUCAUAAAGCAAUAUUAUACAAUCAUGAACACAUUUACAUUGGAUGUGGUAAAGUCUGUUGAUAUAUUUAUUUGUAUUAUUCUUUUGACUUAUAUCACUUUUAUGCACUUUUGUAGUUAUUAUUUAUCAUUAAUAUUGAUGUCUGGUAUAGAUAUAAUGAUACACUGCUGUAAAGACUUUGACAAUCUAUAAUCCAAGUGGAAACUUACAGAUUUUUACAUGGACAAUAAACAUGUUAUAGAGAGAGUAUGGCAUGUCGUGUACAGUACAACCAGAAAUUAUUGAGAAUUUAAAGAUUGUAAUUUUUUAUAUUUUUUUCACUCAUUACUCACAUAUUAAAUGUGAAUAUUAGCA